Messenger RNA from Porites evermanni, 16666 nucleotides. The record is from the annotation of a GenBank genome assembly. Lineage: Eukaryota; Metazoa; Cnidaria; Anthozoa; Scleractinia; Poritidae.
AGCUACUGGUAAGAAAUGACUACUAUAAAUUGUCGAAAGCGAGCCUUUCGACUUCAUUGGAGAUACAGCAGGCUUACGAGACGACGUCGACCUAAGCUAAGAAGCCUGAGCGACGUGGCUAUAAGGACGACAUUUCAACAUGGAAGCAGUGCUGUUCAUCGUUUGGCUGGCAGUCUCAAUCCUGGUUCUUUCCAGUGACGGAUAUCUCAUCAGAAGAGGGAGAGAAGGUGGGUGUUAAUUUCAAACUAAAAACAAACUACUUCUUAAUUUCAAGGCAGUUGGGUUGUUUACUUAAUAUGCCAAGGGAGAAACCUUCCCUAAAAACUCGUCUCGUUAACCCCAUUUUCAAAGUACAGUUUGCCAAAAAAACUGUAUUUCUCAAUCUUUCAGAAAAGAACUAAUGUUUACCAUUUGCACAGCAAUUUGUGAUUGAAGAAAACGUACUUGAGCGAGAAAUAAAGCAUACUUUACGUCAUAACAUUGUUAAAUCGUAAUAGCCCACUGAAAUUCAGUGAGGCUCGGUAACUUAUGUUGUUAUGAACAAUUAGUACAAUUUCAGUACUCUCAAGUACUGUGCCAGCUCAUUAGCAGCGCAGAAAAAAGGGUGUGUAGGUUUGUCGUCAAGGCGUUGUACCAUACCGUAGCCAAGAACUUUGGUUUUUGGCUCGCACGGAAUUGGAUUUUCUAACAGACAAAUGCCCAUUGAAUGAGAACGUUUUUAAGAAGAAAAUAUCUACGAAUUAGUACUAGUACAAGUGUACGAACUCUACUGGGUUAACAAAUGGAAACGAAGGAACCGUUUUCUUAAUAACAAAAUGUAAAUACCAAGGCUCUGUUGGAGCUUUGUUUCUGUGUAGGUGGUCUUAACUGUACUAUUCUGUAAGUUAUUUUUGGGAGGAAUACUCACUCCUGGAUGCUACAAAGAGUAGUGCCGGGUUUUGCAAUCAUCUUGAACAUUUCGAGCGGAGGACUACAAUUUAACUUAAGAGAUUACAAGUUGCAAACUAUAAUGAGUAAUGACCCUCUAUAAUAUUUUUAAAUGACUUAUAAGGGGAAAUCGUAUAAGUGCGAUGUGCGAUGAACAGUCUCAGCAUUUUCAAUUCGAUGCAAAAUAGGUUUCCCUUACAAAAUCAGAAGCGCACUAUAAAUUACUAUGAUAAAUUUGUCAAUCAAUGUUUCAAUAAUAGGAGAAACAUGGUCAUCAAUAAAACGUGAGCUCAACAUUUUAUGCACAAUAACGAGAAAUCAUUUAAUCGUUAAGUACGUAUUCGAUCAGUUAACUUAGAUAUUGAAAUUCAGUACGGGACAAUUCAUUGCGCUGCCUUUUAGCAGGUAAAAUUAAAACGCCUUCGUUUAUCAAACGUUCCGGAGAGAUUUAAUUUUAUAAAAUUUGACUUCAGGCUACUAUCGAGCGUUGUUAAGUAGCAAAAAAAUGUAAGAAAAGGAUUUUUCAAAGUCUUAUUUGUUCAAUUUGCUAAACUAGAUUUCUCAUGUGUAUUUGUCUGGUAUCCUGUUACAUCUUACAUGCAAUUCCCGAAUUCUCUUACUUUUAAUAAAUAACUACUACAGCCUAUUUCUAGUAAUUAACUGAAGCACUUAGAUCGGAUUGCAAGGGCUCCUUAUAUAAUUAAGUCAGGGGCAGGAAACUACUGCUGUAAAAAUAUCUGUUUCUGCAGGAAGUACAUUUUGUCUAGAAAUUUCUAUAGCUCGAAAAGAUAAAAAUUUAAAGACUUUUUAAUCCAUCUCUGAGGAUAUCUUGAAUUUUUCCUCUAAUAACUUCCCUAAGAUUUAGUUUUCGUAAUUUUUACCUUUUCGCCCCGCCGGUUUUUGAUUCGAAAGAUGGUGAAGGAGAGAGAUGGAAAAUCUUUCAUUUUCGCAAACCAUAAAGCGGGACAUCCUCGAUUUGGGAAAAAAAAUCAUAAGAAAGCUGUAAUGAACUUGAAAAUGCUAAAGUUGCUCGAGUCGCAUGAACGACGCCUCUCAGAGUUGAGUUGCUCAGUAGGUACCCUUGAACAAGUUUUUAAAGCAUUUGGGUGAGAACCGUCGUUAAGUGCCCCUUAAAAGUAAGAGACAUUUACCAGAUGGCCUCCAACAGUCCCGCGCCCAUCCUAACUUAACGGUCAACAGCGAUUGACGAAGUAAGGUUUUUGUUACGGUUACCAUCUCCAAAUUAAAAGUAGGUUUAAAUAAUAUUAAGUACCACCUCUGGUUACUGGUUUUGAGUUAGAGCGCCCAGCGUCGUAUUUCGUAGAUAUAGCUCCCUCGUUCAAAUGAUUUCUUUGAACUUUCCCCCUUCUUUAUAUUUCUUUAUUUUUCUUAAAUACCCUUACAAAGAUAAGACCAUCCGAAUUAGGUGCUACCCAACGACAUCUCCAAAGGAUUUGGCCCCUGAGGGCUGCCAGUUCCGAAAGUAACGGAGCCGCUUAACCUUCAGAAUCCUAAGGUAUCAUGUUAUUUCCUGUUUUUCCAUUCAUGUCAGUUUUGGUUUUCACCUGAAAAUAUCUGGCCGAAACAAGAGUAAAGAGGCCAUAGAAAAAUAAUUAGCUGAAAAUUUUAAUAUGUUAAAAGCUUUAGUAAAGUAAAACUUUAAUUCCAUUGUUCUUCCUCACGGCGCCUUUUGAAAAAAUACGUUUUGAAUAAUUUCAGAAACGAUUCUCCGCGAAUAAAAUAACGCAACUUUUAAUUUGUGAAAAUAUCCUUGCUUCGUCUAAUACUUUCAAAUCUCUGUAAAAGGUAUUGAAAUUUAUACAAAAGUUAUGUAAAAGAAUUAACAGAAAACCAUAGGGCAGGGUAAAUGUUCCAGCCGUUGCGUUUUCUUUAGUUUUUGCUGGUAUUUUAAAAUCUUACACAGUCAUGUUAUAGUCUUUUGUAAGUUCCAUUUAUAAAUUAAAGUUAUUAAUUUUCUCUGUAAAAUCAUUUUCAGUCAUUGGUACAUAUAGUUUUUGUUUGAAAAACGUGUCUUCCUAACUCUGGGGCGAAGCGAAAAAAUUCUAAUUUACAUUAGUGUCUAGAAAUUAUUUAAAGCUGACUGAUCAAUUGAAAUUUCAAAGCGUUUCUUUGAUUCUUCCGACAAUUUUGAACCAGAGCCAAGGCAAAAACAACCAAAUGUGUCUAGCAGACAUAUGACACUUGAUUACAUGCAUCAGGUUAUUAAGCCAUUAUAGCUUAAUCGCCCCAAUAUAUUGGAAAACGUCUCUUGUCAUCUGACUUAGGGGUCAUGUUUUUCUUUCAUCAGUACCCCAAACUGCAAUACAAAGCUAGAAUUUCAAGCCGUGAUUCCUGCAUGUCUUAAAUACCAGUACCUAGUCUUAAAGCUGCGAACAGCUGAGGGAAAAUCAGUCAGACUAGCCAGCAAGGAUAGCCGCACAGUGAUCGAAGUCAGAGAAGAAUCGUUUUCCAUUAAGCUAUGACGGAGUUUUCCUUGCUUCGCUUCGUGGUUGUGCUUAUUUUAGCUUUCCUACCUAAUGCUUUCUGUGCCCCUAAACAAAAUCCACAGAAAACCGAAGUCAGUGGUAAGUUCAUGCUUUGUAUUUUUCCUGUGUAAAUCAGUUGCUAACUUUUAUAAAAGUGCUUUUUUCACACCAAAAGGCACAAAAAGUUGUAAACUAAAAUUGUUUUUAAUAGUUGUUUCCUAGAUUGAAAAGUUCUAACUGAGCAAACUAUAACUUGAAACUAUAACUUUGUCCUCGGUAAAACCACCGAAAAUGUUUCAAAAUGUUCCUAUGAUCGUAAGACUACUGAGUUUUUUAUCGGUUUCCUCAUUAUGAAACACUGCAAUGACUAGGACAGCAACAUUAUGUCGAAAGGAAAAAGAGCAACGAAAUCUAUUCAAGUUUUCUUGCUUCUCGGUAUAUUUUUGCAGGAUUUGAAUAGACUUGUAUCUCAUGAUCUCGAAAAGACCGCGCUGGGACUUGGUACUCAAAACUUUGAUUUGGCAGCACUCGCUCAACUUGCAAUUUUCGUUAAAAGAGAGGAAAAUAAAGUCGAUUGCAUCGACCAGUGCUUGACUUCUGACGUGCUUUCUCUUGUCAGACAUCUCAUUGUCGAUUGCUUUGUUCAAGAUUGCUUACCGUCUGUAUUUGGAAAUCAUGGCUGGACAAAAUAUGAAGAAAAAAUCGAAACUUGCAAUAUUGAUCUCUUUUUCCCGCUGUGCACUAUGUCCAUCUGGAUCAUGUGUUCUGGAUCAUUUAAAAGUAUAAAUUGUAAUUUAGCAAGCAACUUUUAUUUGCUUUCGCCACUUUGCCUCUUAUUUGUUGCCGUUUAAUUGACAAUCUAGUCAGAGAAAAUUCCCUCCCUUGGAACUGAUUUUGUCUCUAGAAGGUUCUGGAAAGAAACAUUAUAUGAAUCAAUGUAUACUUUCGUAAUUUGACCAGUCUUUGGCUAAUUCGGGUCACUUUUACGGGCUUUGAAUGCAAACAGUAUACUCAACAAGUGAAAUUUGCAAGGAUGACAAAUGUGCGGAAAUCUAGAUUUAAAUAUUUCUUCUUCCCAUUGCCUUGCCAAAACCUCAGGACAAGAUGUUUAUUCUCAGACAAAAGUAAAUGGUCCUAGUUGUUGUACAUCUUUUUUGGCAACAACAUAUGACACGCAGAGUUUUCUUCUAAAUAGUACCAGUGAAAAAGUUAACUAACUAUUAACCUCAGGACAAGAUGUUUAUUCUCAGACAAAAGUAAAUGGUCCUAGUUGUUGUACAUCUUUUUUGGCAACAACAUAUGACACGCAGAGUUUUCUUCUAAAUAGUACCAGUGAAAAAGUUAACUAACUAUGACUAAGGGAUUUAAAAAAAGAGGACGCCCAUCUGGGGUAAAUUGACCGCUUAAAUUGUUUGCGUUUUCAAAGAGAUUGAAAACGUUCGAAAUAUAGCCGAUGCUCAUGAUACUUAUCCCUGGGUAAUACGAAUCAUAUAUCGCUGCGGAAAGAUUGAGUUUUCGUUGGAACUCUCUAAUUGCUUUUCAAUUUUUCAAAUUUUUCUUUUAUUAAUUUAUCAAAUAUCAAUCAUUUCUUCAUUUUUCAGGUUCGUGAUUGCGAAGUUUAUAUACUAUACUGAAGUGAAUAAACUUACCCUCUUCUUCUUCUUCUUCUUCUUCUUCUUCUUCUUCUUCUUCUUCGCGCGCAUGAGUACGGCAGUAAAAACCGCGCGGGUCAGAGAACCUGCAUUUCCCGAACAUUUAGCCGGGUUCUUACAUAAUUUAGUAAUAGCACAAUUUUAGGUUAUUGGUUCUUAUUUUCUGAAAAAAUACGUUGUAGCUAAGAGUAUUUGGUGGUAUUCAGCUUAAUCCUCAUUUAAAAUCUGCACAACAUUACAUUGUAGUUAGAGUAAUAAGGCACCUAUAUGUCUCAGAUUCUUGUGUAGAGUGCACCUAACUAGCAAAUUUUACCCUAACCGGGUUCUUAAAUACCAGGUGCCUAGUCACGAGUUUUUACUGUAUUGACUUAAUGUUACUUUUGAAGAUGUCAAUAAUAACUCCACCAAACCUGAUUUUUACAAUGGCCUCAUCACUGAACGACAUGAAAAAGAAGAAUAAAGGCAUACAGGGCAUGGAGUGGCGAAACAGCAUUUUCAAAACUACGGACUAGAUUUACCGCCGACAUUCUUUUAAGACUUGUCUCUUAACGGUCAUCUCUGUAAGACGGAUACCUCUGUAAAACGCACACCUAGAGCUGGUCCCUAACUUUCUUUACUCCCUUUAUUUGACUUUCUAGAAGACCGACAUCUCUCCAAGACGAUGCCUAGCGCCAGUUCCAAAGGUGUCUGUCUUAGAGAGAUUUGACUGUUAUGCAAAUACGUUUUGUGUCUUUAUUUCAAAGGAAUUUAGCUUACCAAUCAAUAGCCAAUCGUUUCUCAUUCUACAAUUUAAUAGGUAACUGUAACUUCGAUUCCUCUACAUUCUGUAACUGGCAUCAAGUUGGUGAGCCGGAUGACAAAUUUGACUGGUCGUUAGAUCGAGAUUCUACGCCAAGUUCUGGCACAGGUCCAAUCAAGGAUGUCUCUGAAAAAGGUAAGGUGUCUUCCUGUUCAACAAGUUCACUCUGUAGCAUGUCCGUCUGUAAAACAAAUACAUUCCCUUUUUUUAAAAAAUCUAUUCAGUUUAGAUCACAGGUGACCGGCUGGUCAGAAUUAGUGAUAACAGACGGUGAUAACAUUUUAUUUUAUUCUUUUAGGUUACUAUGCCUAUAUCGAAUCCUCCGCUCCUCGCAGACGCGGGGACAAAGCUCGGUUAAUGACUGGUCCACUCAAAGGGGUGUACUGUCUUCGAUUCGCAUACAACAUGUAUGGCAGGACCAUAGGACAGCUAAACAUUUACCAGGUUUUACAUGGCAGCGAGUUAAAUAUUUGGUGGAGAAAAGGGCAACAAACCAGUGCAAGACAAUGGAAAACAGACAAUGUUACUGUUUACGGAAACAUCUACUACGUAAGUUCUCUGACAAGUCAAACUUGUGCGGCAGUGGGAAUUUACACAAAUUUUUGAUUAUUAUUUUUUCAAAGAAUUUCUCCCUUUGCGAUGUUGGCUUACGUUCCCACAGUCAUUAGUGCGGAGAAUCCUGAGCAACUUAAAAGGUUUGCGACAAUCUUCGAGUUUUUAAAAAAAUUAUUCGACGAAGAAGGUCAGUCGACUGAAAAUUGAAACAUUAUUGGACGAAUGACGUGCGCAAAGACAGAGUCGCGUAAUGGCUAUGCUAAUUGUCAAAGCAAAGAUUGAGAAAUUCCAGAUAACCCCCUCACCUGCGGCAUAAUACUUUUUAGUUCUGAUUGGUUGAGCUACUACUAGGCCAUAUGAUAUGGCCCACUAGUAGCGAGAAGCGCCGGCUUUGAAAACCAAAACAGUGGCGACUAAAUCGCGUUUUGUUAGCUAAAGUUGUUGUGUCUCGAUAUUUUUGACUAACUAGUUGGAUUUUACUAAAACGAUUAUUCCUCUCGCCCUCAUCGCCUCUGAGUCAAUAGCGCAAUUGACUCAGAGCCCAUUCGGGCUCGAGGAAUAAUUGUUAAAUAUUAGAGUUCAGCCUAUUCUUAUAGCCGUACUGUUUACUGUUGCUGCAGAUCAUUAUCGAAGGUGUCACGGGAAACAGUUAUACGGGAGACAUUGCAAUCGAUGAAAUUUCAUUUGUGAAAGGCUCCUGCAGAGGAGAACCAGUUCCAACUGUCGAUGAAGAAGAGUCAGGAAAAAAUGGUAAUGGUGAGAGUUAAACUCCAUUUUUAGUGCUAAAAAGUGCAAAAAUAUUUCUGCAGGCUUGUUGAUUGCUGUAAUACACGCGUGAUUGUUCAGUAUCUAAAUGUGCUGUUCAACACUUUAUCGAUAAUCUAAAUUGUGAAUCGAGGGGACCAGCUCAUUAAGUGGUUUGUUAUAUAGCCCAUGGAGAGUAACCUCCAAGAGUACAAAUUGUAAAAACCUAAGCUAGCGGUCAACAUUGCUCAGAGGCCUUUUUGGAGAGAAACGGUUUUAUUGUUUAAAAAAUGUCUUGUGCCUCGAAGCAGCCACUCGCAGAGGGCGCGCUGUUGGGGGAAAAUUCUAGAUAUAUCCUGUUAAAUUAAAAGUUUUAAAAGCUGAUAAAUGAAAAAAAAAACCAUCAAUAUCAAGUUGCUCUUAGUCUCCUCUCGUAACAGGUGAACACAGCAAUAAUGGCACUUGCAUUAAAAGAAGAAAUACCCCUCAGUUACCCCCAAAUUUUUAUAUUGAUGCUGAUUAUCAUAUUUUGCUUUUCGGCAGUUUCAGAUAGAUGUGAUUUUGAUUUGGGAUUUUGCGACUGGGGCAAUGAUUUGUCUGGUGUCGGAAAAAAGCCAUGGCGCUUGUCCUCGCACAGAGACAACCAAGUUCCUGCAUCGGUUGCUGGAAGACAAGACCACGGAAAGAAACUUGGUACGCCCGCCUGCUAGGUUGCUGUUGUCUGAUUACUCAUUUAUUUAUUUUUGCGUCUUGAGGUUUCCAUUUCCUAUGUAAGCAUUGCUCAAAGGCGUCUAUGUUAUUUAGAACUCCUCUUAUGGAAUGACAAACAUAAUUAUUUUCCUGGCCAGGAAAGAGAGGACGACCUCUCUUUACCCGGGUAUCCUCAUCGCCUCUGAGUCAAUAGCGCAAUUGACUCAGAGCCCAUUCGGGCUCGAGGAAUAAUUGUUUAAUAUUAGAGUUCAGCCUAAUCUUAUAGCCGUACUGUUUACUGUUGCUGCAGAUCAUUAUCGAAGGUGUCACGGGAAACAGUUACACGGGAGACAUUGCAAUCGAUGAAAUUUCAUUUGUGAAAGGCUCCUGCAGAGGAGAACCAGUUCCAACUGCCGAUGAAGAAGAGUCAGGAAAAAAUGGUAAUGGUGAGAGUUAAACUCCAUUUUUAGUGCUAAAAAGUGCAAAAAUAUUUCCGCAGGCUUGUUGGUUGCUGUAAUAUACGCGAUAUUGUUCAGUAUCUAAAUGUGCUGUUCAACACUUUAUCGAUAAUCUCAUAAAUUGUGAAUCGAGGGGACCAGCUCAUUAAGUGUUUUGUUAUAUAGCCCAUGGAGAGUAAAGUAACCUCCAAGAGUACAAAUUGUAAAAACCUAAGCUAGCGGUCAACAUUGCUCAGAGGCCUUUUUGGCGAGAAACGAUUUUAUUGUUUAAAAAAUGUCUUGUGCCUCGAAGCAGUCACUCGCAGAGGGCGCGCUGUUGGGGGAAAUUCUAGAUGUAUACCGUUAUAUUAAAAGUUUUAAAACCUGAUAAAUGAAAAAAAAAAACAUCAAUAUCAAGUUGCUCUUAGUCUUCUCUCAUAACAGGUGAACACAGCAAUGAUGGCACUUGCAUUAAAAGAAAAAAUACGCCUCAAUUACCCCCAAAUUUUAAUAUUGAUGCUGAUUAUCAUAUUUUGCUUUUCGGCAGUUUCAGACAGAUGUGAUUUUGAUUUGGGAUUUUGCGACUGGGGCAAUGAUUUGUCUGGUGUCGGAAAAAAGCCAUGGCGCUUGUCCUCGUACAGAGACAACCAAGUUCCUGCAUCGGUUGCUUCAAGACAAGACCACGGAAAGAAACUUGGUACGCCCGCCUGCUAGGUUGCUGUUGUCUGAUUACUCAUUUAUUUAUUUUUGCGUCUUGAGAGUUUCCAUUUCCUGUGUAAGCAUUGCUCAAAGGCGUCUAUGUUAUUUAGAACUCCUCUUAUAGAAUGACAAACAUAAUUAUUUUCCUGGCCAGGAAAGAGAGGACGACCUCUCUUUACCCGGGUAAUUUGAGGGGUUUAUCGCUUAUUCGAACCUACAUAGGGUUUCAAAACUACUCGAGGUUAGUUUUUCCCUUGCUGUUUACUGUUUUCAGACAAUAUUUGGAAGUAACCUGUCCCGCUGUAGUACUGUACGUUCUUUAAUUACUUUGUAUGCAGUUUAAGUCUCUGCGAUUAAAUCCGGGAAUAAACUUAUCCGUACAACUAAAACAACUAAAUGAAGAACAUAUAAACGCCUUUUAUUUUCCCGUUCGAUCCCUCAAUUAAGUCUUUAGAUCCUGCUGUCUAAGGCGCGGGCAAAACUAAGGAAUGUAAUUAGCAAAUGAACUCUAUUAACCAGGUGCCGACUCAAUUAAGGUUCUUUCCGCUUCUUGCACAUAGGAGGGAAGUUUGUAUAUUCAAAUCGGCAGCCUCAACAACAAGCAACGGUUUCGCGUCUGAUUAGCCGAAGUCUGUGUGGUCCUAAGUGCCUCGAAUUAUACUACUUUAUGAAGCGCUUUAGGGGAAGCGAGUUGAGAGUGUCUAAAAGGAUAGACAGUAAGGAGGAUCGACUAUGGUUUACAACAGGAGUGGGAGCGCAAACUGAGGAAUGGACGAGAGCGCUGGUGGACAUUAAAGAGGAACAUGAAAAUUGCUAUCAGGUGUGUACAAUAAUUAGUCAACUUUAAUGUAAUUUAGCAACGAGAGGUUGACCUAGUAGUUCGUUCACCUUGAUUAAGGAGUAGCCCCAUUUAAGGCAAACCACGACAGUCUUGGAUUCUGGAUUCCACGCUGUGGAUUCCGUAUUCCAGGUACUUGAUUGCUAAUUCCAUGUAUGUGGAACUAAUGGACUCCGGAAUCCCUGACUUAAAUUCCAGAUUCCAAGACCAUGGAUUCCACAUUCCACAAGCAAAAAUUUCCGAGAUUCCGGAAUAGGAAUUCCGGAAUUCUGAUUACCUUACAUGGAAUGAAAGAGGCCGGUCAUCAUUUUACUGAAAACAUUCGUGAUCGCCUCAUUGAUACAAUUUUUUCCCUCCGGUAUUAGCUUGUUUUUGAGUCUCGCCUUAGUGGAGCUCGAGAAUCAGUAGUGGGGCUCGACGAUGUUUUUACAACAAAUGGCAGUUGCUGCUCAAUACGGAACACUCCAGAGAAAACAGAGAAAGGUAAUACAUUUGUAGAUGGAAUUUAUAUGUAUAUAUUUGAUAUGUGUACCCUUAACUCCAACAGUUCCGGCCGAUAAAAGAGAAAGUUAUGGUUAACUCUGUAGACAUCAGCAACGACCUUAGUGUGGCCCUAUUAAACUAAGACUUCCUGGGCAUGGGUAAUUUCUUGAUGCCUUUAAAAUGCCCCCUUUCAUUUCAGCUUUUUGCGAGAUAUAAAUUUUAAUUUGAAAUAAGGUUUUGGAGUUACUCAGCGUUCCCGACCGCCAGUCUCCUGAGUCAAUUUCAACACAAAAGAGCCAGCCUAACCUUAUGCGUUGGAGAAUAGGAAACUGCGCCAGCAGACUAACUUAUAUCUGUUAUUCUUUUCCUAAACUCAACUUUAAACUUACCCAGAUUCUAGUAGAACCGUCUAUAAUAUUAAAUAAUCAACCUACUUAUCAAUGCCAUGUUUAUAUUCUCUGGACUAUAUCAGCAAACUGCGAUUUCGAUAAAGGCACGUUCUGUAACUGGGGGCACUCUGUGAAGUCGAGUUUUGCUUGGAGCUUAGGAAGUGGAAAGACUAAGAGUGGAAAAGAAAGCGGAGGGAUGACGGGGCCUACUACGGACGCUUCGGGCAAAGGUAUUUCAUGGCAAUUUUUACUGAAGCGUAUGACACAUUAGUGGCAAUAAAAACAUCUUAGAGUUAAGUGAAACCCUUUAAAUGUAGCUAAUGUAAUAUGUCCUCUCUAAUAUUGGGUUGAUCUGAUGUUUUCUCAUAGUAACCCUCAAAAGGGCGCUACUGGAAGUAUUCUCGUCAAUGGAUAUUUAUCCUGGGCUAGUAUUGCCAAGCGUUACUAUAGGAAGGGUUACAGAGGUUAAUUGAACUCUAAAAAAGUGCCACUUUUUUUAAAGAAAACACACACACACACACAAAAGCAUCACUCUUUGUAGUACGAUGCCUUACAUGUCUUACUCUUAGUUCAGUGUACUGAGAUGUAAUUUUCUGCAUUUGGAAAUGUGCGCUAUAUAACUCUAGUGUGGUUUCAAAAAUAAAAAUAGUUCAGUGUGCUGACGUAAUUUUCUGCAUUUAGAAAGUGUAGUAACUUUGUCUUUCCAUUUUUAGGCCAAUAUGCUUACAUAGAAUCUUCUGAGCCUCAUAUGAAGGGAGAUAAAGCCGUGAUGGUUAGUGAUCUUUUGUCUGGACAACAGUGCAUGCAAUUCAAGUAUCACAUGUACGGAGAGGACGUUGGUUCACUGUCAGUUUAUAGGCGGGGAAUUCUUCAGUGGAAAGAAAGUGGUAACCAUGGAGAUCAGUGGCUUGAGGGACAGGUCGACCUUGACUGCAGCAUUGAGGAGUACCAUGUAUGUUCUAAAUUACUGUUGGAGCAGAAGGGAGGGGAGGAAGAGUAGAGAGGAGAAAGUUUUCCUUCUCUGUACAAAGAUGCAGUCAUUUAAGGUCUUAAUUCUUAUAAAUUUAAUUAAAUCUGUCGUCAAAACUCCCAAGCAAGACCAUCUGUCUGAAAGUUGUCUCAGUCAGCGUACAGCAUUUAAGUUUGAAUGUGGAGUAAGGUCACUGAUUUCUAGGUUAAUCGUUCUAGAAAUACAAGGACAGAAUCUGAUGUAGAUAUCAUUAAAUAUCUUUGUUGUUUUUGUCAAAUAAAAUUUCAACUUUACUUUUCGAGCUAGUUGUAACUAAUAACUUUUUCUGUUUAUACGCAGGUUGAAAUCGAGGCGUCCGUUGGGGGAUGGCGUGGAGAUAUUGCUUUAGACGAAUUGCAAUUUACUCCAGGGUUCUGUCCUAAUAAGACCAAUGUUAGUGCUGUAUCGCCUACUAAUACACCAGUUAUAUUGCCAACGCCUCCUCCACCAUACCGUAAGUGCAGUUAAAAGACUUAUAAGCGAGGGCAAAACUUUUUCGUUCCACCUGCAUCCUGUUGAUUUUCAGCUCAAAUUAUUUUUAAACCCUCUUCAGUUCCUCCAGCCUUGGCAAGACACAGGGACGAGUGAUCGAGAUUAUUUUUUGCGGGCAAAAUCGUUCAAGGAAACUAACAAACUUGUCUCAGAAUAAUUUUGGAAGUGACAGCAUUUACCCCACUCACAAUAUAGAACCCCUCUGUUUCCUCAGGAUGAAAUUUCCAUUUUUCGAAAAAGCCAAUUGAAAACUGUUACCUGUCAGAAAGAACUUAGGUUUGUUUAUUUCAGUCGUCAUCAAAGCCAGCUUGUACCGUAAAUUAUUAACAUGUCAAAUAUUUUGGUGUAAAAGAAGGAAAUGGCGAAGCAAGCUUCAAAAAUAUUCCCUUUACGUGACCUUCUUUUCACUUUUGCUAAAUGGGAUAACAAUUUUUUUGAGUCUCCCAUGAUCAUGACCUCACAAAGACAUUUAUAACUUAAGUAGAGAAUAUAACGCUCCUUUACUUUCUAAAAAUAAUAAUUCCAAACGGACUUCUUUGAAUUCGCGAGUUAGGACAAGUUCAAUAUUAGAACUCUUGCAUCUGUAGGAGUAUUGCUCGUGCGUUGCUUAACUUGUUUUUAACGUAAUCAUAGGGACAUGUACCUUUUCGCAAAGCUUGUGUGGCUGGACAAAUUCACUCAAUGACAGUGGAGACUGGAAAAUAUACGCCGAUGACACACCCUCCUUUAACACGGGACCUCAUUAUGACUUUGACGGAAACGGUAGGUGGUCAAAAUUGUUGGGUCCGGGUCAAGAGCGCAGUCACAUUAUCGACACCGCCUCGGCGUGGUUGUCAGGGUUUUAAAAGGGAGGUUAAGCAACUACGACAGCGACGGCUGCGAAAACGUCACUUAAAAAGUAAAUUCGCGCUGUUUCAAAAAUUUGUCGCACUUAUCUAUCUCCGGCGUUCAGUUCGUCAAAUGUUGGCAAAUUUAUCUGGAGUUGAAUUCUAAAGGACUGUGUCAAAGUACAGGAAAAGAAUAGGAAAGUCGUUGUCUUCCGGCUGUUCACGUCCCCACAAAAAGUGAAAAUAGGCAUUUUUACGUCGUGCAUGAUUCACGUGAAAAGUUGUUGUUUUGCUAAUCUAAACCUGUUGCCUUUUUGUCAUUCUCGUUGCCGUCGCCGUCAUCGUUGCUUAAGCUUCCUCUUGAUCGCAGUAAUAGGAUAAUAGCAUAAAUGUACGUGAACCAAUUGCGUUAAUCAUCCUGGGAAUCGUAUUCGAUUCAAUGUGAUCAAAACCAAUUCAUCAAAUGAAAUAUAAGUACAGUGAUAUAGGAACGAAUAAAUGAUGCUAUUUUUCUCAUGCAUGCAGGUUUCUAUAUCUAUAUGGAAGCCUCAGACCUACUACAAGGGCAAGAGGUCCGUCUGGAGAGCGAAACAUUAAGAAUUCCAGUUUGUUUAAGUUUUUCUUACUAUAUGUAUGGUAAGGAUGUCAAAGAACUGCGACUGGAGCAGCGAAACUUAAUGAAUAACGAAACCAAAGUUGUAUGGACAAAGAAGGGCGAACAGGGGGAUCACUGGAACUUUCAGUUACAAGAAUUAAAAGGAGAGCAAUACACGGUAAUUAUUUAAGCAAUAGAAAACUUUUUCCGUGUUUGCAUAACCUGGUAUAAUCACGAGAGGGGUUAGGAGAACACGAGACAGUUAUGUGAACCCGAAACGAAGUCGAGGGUUUGCAUAACUGUCGAGAAUUCUCCCCAACCCCUCGAGUGUUACCACUAACAAAAAAUAUUUAAUAAAUUUAGAGCGCUUUUUUCUCUUUCUUUGUCGGAAGUUGUCUUAAAUGGACUUCGAAGACGACUUGACAUUCUUUUAAAUGCUUUUUUUUCUGUAGAUAUCUUUUGUAGCAGUCCGAGGCAAAUCUUAUCUUAGCGACAUUGCUAUUGAUGAAAUAUCUAUCCUCGAUGUAAAGGAAUGCAAAAGUUUGAGUGGGAAGGCUGGAAAACAACCCAAUCCAAAGGAUGGUGAGUAAUCGGAUUUCGAGUCGGUAGAAAAAAUUAAAUAAUAAAACGGUUUCACUCCCGACUCAUGAUAUGAAUGCAUUUUAACUGCCGGAAGAAAAAUGUCAUAUUAUCAUCAAGAAAUUGACAGAAUCUAAUCUAUCCAUGAAGACUAUUGACAGAAUCUAAUCUAUCCAUAAAGACUGCCAACAUUAUCAGUACAGCUGGGAUAGUCAGGAACUUUCUCAAUGUAGAAAUUAAACCUUAUCGGCAUUUACCUCGUGUACCGAACACAGAUGACGUAAAACAAACGAACAAAAAGCAUGAAACAAUAGAGUACUAAAGUGAUGACGUCAAAAAAUGAAAUUUCUGAAAUUAUGGGAUUUGUCAGGAUAUUCUGAAAGAACAAUUUCCAAGAUGCCUACUUAGUUACCAAAAAUGGGCAUCUCGGGGCAAAAUUGUCUCGGAGAUGUUAUCCGGUUAUACUCAGAAAAUUAAACUCCAUACAAACCCUUCUAAUUUUUUUUGGGUCGACCCAAAAGCAUUUAGAAGGGUUUGUAUUGAGUUUUCUAAGCAUUACUGGGCUACACCCCCAGACCUUUAAGAGUGUGUGUAUUAAGUGCCACACUAGUCGGCCAUUGAACAGCUUGCUCGAUCGUAUGUGUUGUUGAUUUUUAAUCGAGGUUCUCCCCAAUUCUGUUUUUGCAUUUCCGUUUCUUUUUUUUUUUGUCGUUUCUAAAGUAUUGUCAUUCUCGUUAGUUGUAUUACUAAUUUUCUUUUUUUUUUUCCUGGACCUCGUAGUGGAGCUAACUCUGUGAAUGAUCCAGGCCUCUUGACGAAGUUUAUAAAUAAAAUAAAUAAAUAAAUAAGAGGCAGGUAUCUUAGUUUGGAACCAAUCAGACUAGUGACAGCUUAAAUAUGUGGCCAAUACGGAAAUGUUUCGGUUGUUUUCUACCAGCGGUUUACAAGUAAAGAAUAAUUAUUCUUUUUUGUUUUAAGAUACAGAAUUUUUCCUCGUAGAAUAAGAGAUGAAUUAAUGGUUUUUUUCUUGUUGCCCCAAGGGAAUUGUGACUUUGACAAAGGCUUCUGCAAAUGGCAAAACGUUAAGGAUAACGUUUUUGAUUGGACCAGGAAUUCAGGAAGAACACCUUCUUCCGCAACUGGACCAAGUUUUGACCAUACAAAAGGUCAAACACGUCCAAAAGGUAAUCUUCUGAUGAUUGCAUGUCCACCCUGCUAGGGUUCUAGAAAAGAAGUAGAACUAUUUUUAAACAACUAUUAACUUCAGAAUCAGCUUUAUGGGUGCAGACCUCUCCAACGGAGAUGGACAUGAACGGUUUCUCGGUAACUAAGAAGUUAUAUUGCCAAGCCAUCUCUCAAAUAAUCCAGUUUCUUUACAAAUUUAAUAACAUCUCAAUUGAUAUUUCUUUUUCUUUAACAUACAAACCAGGCCAUUACAUCUACUUAGAAGCUUCUAAUCCGCGCAGAAGGGGAGACACAGCUCUUCUUCUCCUCAAGCUUGAGGGCAGUUCCUUUUGCAUGCGCUUCUGGUAUCACAUGUAUGGCAGGGAUAUGGGCUCUCUCAAAAUUGUGCACAUUAUCAAGCAAGGUACAAUAAAAGACGAACCUGCGGAUGACGACCAGCCUAAAACUAUUGAGUUCACACAAGGUUUGAGGGGAAGCCGAGAUACUCGGAAGAUUACGUGGCAGAAAUCGGGAAAUCAUAGAAACAAAUGGCACCAAGCUGAAUUGGACCUUAAGCAUGGAAAGUCUGCUGUUCACUGGGUGAGUUUCAACGGGAUGGAAACAUGUUUUACUUAAAAAUAACGUAAUAUUGUGCUACUUAUGCACUGAGAAACAACGAGUAAUUGAUUUGUAAAUGUUCCCUCAACUGAUCAUUGCAGGACACUUUACCAUUCUAUUGUUAAUAUAAGCCCACCGUUCUAGUGCGGCUUAAAACGUUUUCUUCGAGUAACAUAAGUACGCACACGAUUUCCGCGUUCUUUUAUAAUGUUGCUUUUAAAAUUGCCCACACGCAAGUAAAAAUUAUGGAAAAGCAAAGGCAGGGGUGCAGUAUUGAAAAAGGCUAAGCUCUCUCCUGAUCUAAAUAAAAUGAUAAAGACUUCUUAACAUUUGAUGACAUUCUCGCUAUAACUCGUAGUAGAGUGACGACAGUUAACGCGUUUUCCCGCCAAAAUGACCAGGUUAACGCGCGUGGCGUGCACUACUUUGUAUUAAGAAAAUCUCGUACCCGUAGUCGUACUCGUCUUAGAAUCUAAAGGUCUCUAUUUUUAGUCCUUUCUUGUUUAAGGCUACUUGAAAAAGGUUGAUCAUUAUCUCUUUCGAAUAUGAUGUCUCCUUAGAUCGGUAUCGUCGGCGUGAUCGGUAAAAGCUACACCAGUGACAUGGCGGUGGAUGACAUUCAAUUCACAACCGGAAGUUGCUCGAGUAGAAGAAAAGCUUGAAAAGGGAAUUUCUGUUUCGAU